AUCAUUUUGCAAACAAAUGCCACAGGUCUCCUCUCAGACUGGACAGCAUGCAAGGUCAGUGUCAGCAGAUCUGACCCUAAAAAUAGACCCUCUGAGCCAGUCUGGAGGUUUCGUGUAAGGCUGUCACAAAACCUCCAGUACCUCCGGUACCUCUUCACCCAGCCAGGCACCCAGAAAGGAAAGAAAAUCCCUUGGCUCCAAAAUGGCAUCAGGAGAUACAAAGACAAGCCUCAAGAAUGCCUACCCCUCUGCCAAGAGGCUGUCCCUGCAGGAGGAGGAGGAGGGAGAGGCUGAGGACUACUGCACCCCUGGAGCCUUCGAGCUGGAGCGCCUCUUCUGGAAGGGCAGCCCCCAAUACACUCACGUCAACGAGGUCUGGCCCAGGCUCCACAUCGGUGACGAGGCCACAGCGCUGGACCGCUACGGGCUGCAGAAGGCGGGAUUCACGCACGUGCUGAACGCCGCACACGGCCGCUGGAAUGUGGACACCGGGCCCGACUACUACCGCGACAUGGCCAUCGAGUACCACGGCGUCGAGGCUGACGACGUGCCCACCUUCGACCUCAGCGUCUUCUUCCACUCGGCGGCCGCCUUCAUCCACUCGGCGCUCCGAGACGACCACAGCAAGAUCCUGGUUCACUGCGCCAUGGGCCGAAGCCGGUCAGCAACCCUGGUCCUGGCCUAUCUGAUGAUUCACAAGAACAUGACCUUGGUGGACGCCAUCCAACAAGUGGCUAAGAACCGCUGCGUCCUGCCCAACCGGGGCUUCCUGAAGCAGCUCCGAGAGCUGGACAAACAGCUGGUGAAGCUGCGGCGACAGGCUGGGCCGGGGGACUGCGAGCCGGGGCCGGGGCGGUAAGGGAGCCUCCCCAGGGCAGGGAGGAUGAGAGGUCCUGGCUGAUGGGUGUCUGCAUGGAGGUUAAGGUUUUGUUGGUCCUGGAGACGGGACAGUGAACUAGAGGCUGGGCACCGGGAGGAUGCCCAAGUGGGUCCUCCAAGUCUAGUUCCCCACCUCACGGGGGACUGGGCCAGGUCAGUUGUAGGGGGAGCUGGGUUCAGAUGAGGACCACUCUGUGGUCUCCUGUCCUUUAAGUUGGAAAUGGAGAGGGUGUUUUUGUUGUUGUUGGUUUUUUUUUUAAUGUGUGGGCACUGUGUUGUGAUUAAAUGUCUGGCUCUGAAAGAAAAAGAAAUCACAUUCUUAUAAAAAAAUAAAAAACUUAAAAUAGAA
Messenger RNA from Mesocricetus auratus (golden hamster), 1228 nucleotides. RefSeq names its product dual specificity phosphatase 29 (gene Dusp29). Gene Ontology annotation, cellular component: cytoplasm. The transcript is spliced from 4 exons. Lineage: Eukaryota; Metazoa; Chordata; Mammalia; Rodentia; Cricetidae. The coding region runs from base 203 to 859 and encodes 218 amino acids. Gene Ontology annotation, molecular function: MAP kinase phosphatase activity; protein tyrosine/serine/threonine phosphatase activity. Gene Ontology annotation, biological process: negative regulation of MAPK cascade; protein dephosphorylation. The record is from RefSeq and is a predicted model, not a curated record.